GGCGUCUCCGGAUUUGUCAUCAUCGCCGAGAGCCAUAUAAGCAUCCAUACUUUUCCGGACAGGCAAUAUGUCAACAUAGACAUUUUCUCCUGCAAAGACUUUGAUGCAACUUCCUCGCUUUCGAUCGUAAAGCGCACAUUCUCGCUGCCCGAAGUGAAGGUCUGGACUCUUGAACGCGGCAUUGACUACGCCACACCGCGCGAAGGUUACAACGGUAUGGUCCGCGAGCGAGUCCACAUUGGCAGCGAAGCGUCCGCGCAGACACCGCGCGACUCCCACUGA
Molecule: messenger RNA, 282 nt
Organism: Geodia barretti
Lineage: Eukaryota; Metazoa; Porifera; Demospongiae; Tetractinellida; Geodiidae
Source: the annotation of a GenBank genome assembly